AUGCCUUCCUUGUGCACUCGAAUUUUAGUUUGCACUUUGGGACUUGCAUCCUUGGGGCUUUCCGCUGCCGUGGAAAAUGUGAGCCCUGGUGUCGCGGGUGAGACACCUUAUUGCAAUAUGCAUUAUACUGUCCAAAGUGGCGAUACCUGCUGGGAUGUUAUCUUACAGUAUGGCUCCUUUACGAUUAAUCAAUUCCUCUGCUGGAAUCCGGAUAUCAAUGCCAGCUGCACGAACCUCAUUCCCGGACGUCCUGUCUGUGUCGGCGUGAGAUGGCCUGGCCCACGAUGCUAUGACUAA
This is a messenger RNA of Penicillium subrubescens, 297 nucleotides long. RefSeq names its product LysM peptidoglycan-binding domain-containing protein. The transcript is spliced from 2 exons. The record is from RefSeq and is a predicted model, not a curated record. Lineage: Eukaryota; Fungi; Ascomycota; Eurotiomycetes; Eurotiales; Aspergillaceae. The coding region runs from base 1 to 297 and encodes 98 amino acids.